CUCCUCUGGAUCAUGACUAACAAUUCCAUGGUUAAAGUCAACAAAUUUAAUUAAGGCAGUUUACUAUACCAAAGAAAGGAACAGUUUUGGAAACCACAUACCCAUGUUCUUCCAUGCAUAGUGAUUCAACACGUUCAUGUCUCUAGCUUGAUUUCAUCUCUUUCUCUAUAUAUGACACAAACCCAACUUCUGAUUCAUCAUCAAAAUCAAAUCUCUUCUCUUUAAAAGCUUUUGAUUCUUAGCUUAGUUCUCCUGGUUCUACCAUUAAAAGAAAAGCAGGAUGAGUGUGGAAGUUUUGGACGGUGCCACCAUUGUCAACUUUGUGGAGGACGAAGAAGCAUUCACUGUGUCAAUACGUGAUCGCUUUGCUCACCUUGACACAGACCAAGAUGGUCUUCUUUCAUAUGCAGAAAUGUUGAAGGAGCUGCAGAGUCUCAGGGUUUUCGAGACUCACUUUGGGAUCGAUGUGAAGCGAGACCCAGAAGAGUUGGCUCGAGUUUAUGGUUCUCUGUUUAAACAGUUUGAUCAUGACUUGAAUGGGAGAGUAGAUUUGGAGGAGUUCAAAGAAGAGACCAAGCAGAUGAUGCUGGCCAUGGCUAAUGGGUUGGGUUUUUUGCCUGUUCAGAUGGUGUUGGAAGAGGAUAGUCUCUUGAAGAAAGCUGUGGAGAGGGAGUCUGCUUCUGCUUCUGCUGCUGCUUAAAAUUCUUUCCAUUCUCUGCUUCUGUUUUAUUUUUCCUUUCUGUGCUUUCGCAAUUCGCAUAACUUGAAAGUCUAUUUCUUAUUCAUUUUUGUUGUCUUUAAUUUUUCUCAAUGUAUGCUAAGCUUAGAUCUUUUACCAAUGAAAAUUUAAUUUGUUCUA
Messenger RNA from Hevea brasiliensis (rubber tree), 859 nucleotides. RefSeq lists its product as uncharacterized. NCBI's taxonomy places the organism in Eukaryota, Viridiplantae, Streptophyta, Magnoliopsida, Malpighiales, Euphorbiaceae. Bases 281 to 700 code for a protein of 139 amino acids. The record is from RefSeq and is a predicted model, not a curated record. Gene Ontology annotation, molecular function: calcium ion binding. The transcript has a single exon.